GCUGCAGAUCGCCGCGGAUCUUCAGUCCGCCUCCUCUCUCUUCAACACCGGGCAGCCGGGCACCGACCAGCCGGUCCGCAGGGCGACAUACCCGGCGGGGAAACGUGAAUCAUGCCCGCUGAGCAGCUCCAGCCGGGCCCGGUGUCGGUUUUUCCACUUCUGGUGGGAUUUACGUGGUCCAGCGGACCGAGACUCCCCAUGGAUCCGCAGCGCAGAGAGCUGUAAGUUGGAGGCUGGAAACUGUAAAACUUCUUCUCCGGAGCAGAUAUUUGCCUUUUGAUGAACAUGCUGUGGCGGAGGGACUCAGCCCGGGCAUCUGCUGCCGCUGCCGGCCGCAGCCGCGCACCGUGACCCGCAGGGGAGCGCGGCGAGGACCCCGGCAGCUUCACCCGGAGAGUCCCGGGAGGGAAAACUGAAACAUCUUGGCUGCUGCUUCUAAAAUCUUCUCCACUGUGGAUUGGUCACUUCAGGCUCGUGCGUGAUUUCCUUCUCCCGGAGAUGCCAGCCGUCUCUGGUCCCCGUCCUCCCGUGGAUCGGAUCGGGAUGGACGUGGCGCAGUGAGGAGGCACCAGCCUGCGGAUAAUCACAGUUUGGACUUUUUUGGUUCCCCGCGUGCGGCUCGCGGCUCUCCCUCAUGCAGCUCCUCCGGCUGGCCUGGGCUCUGACUGCCGCUGCGGUCUGCCUCCUGCUCCUCAUGAUCCUCCACAACCACAUCCUGAGAGAAGGUCAGCUGGCGGCGGGGACCUGUGAGGUCGUCACUCUGGACCGGGACAGCAGCCAGCCGAGGAGGACCAUCGCCCGCCAGACGGCCCGCUGCGCCUGCAGGAAGGGACAGAUCGCCGGGACGACCCGAGCCAGACCGGCCUGCGUGGACGUUGGUAUCGUGUGGACUCGACAGUGGUGCGAGAUGUCUCCGUGUUUGGACGACGAAGGCUGCGGUCUUCUGGUCAAUCAGUCGGGCUGGACCUGCACGCAACCAGGAGGCCGAGUCAAGACCACCACGGUCUCCUGACAGCGGCGGUGAGGACACUCGUUCUGCAGAGAGAGAGAGAGAGAGAGACAGAGAGAGAGACUGGUUCCCAUCGUCCAACGCCCCCCUAUCAUCACCAAGCGCUCCAAUCAUCAGCCGCUAACAGAGCCGAGGGCCGGGGCGUGGUCACCUCCUGCCUCAUGCUUGGGCGAACUGUGCAAUCUGCAGCCUGACGUUCUUCUUCUAUCUGGAGGGGGGAACUGUGUCUAUUUUCCAGGAGAUUUAAAAAAAAUAAAAAAAAAUAAAAGAGGAAUAUUAUGAUGAGCUGCUGGAUGGAUUUGUAUUGUCGUUUGGCAACAAAACUCUGUUUCUUUCUACAGACCAAAGAUGAACAGAGCCGACAAAGAGACGUUUUAAAGGCACACCACCGCAUCUCUGUAAAGACACAAACACGUUGGGAUAUUACACCGCGAGCUAAAGUAAAAUUGUGCGCUGAGUUAAUGAUGUUUCUGUCAGGACAGAUGUUCACGUGCCAAACAUCAGUUGUUGGGAGAAGGUGAAAAAAAACCAAUUUAGGGGUUUUUCUGAUGAGAACGUAAAACAUUUUUAUCAGAAAGUGAAGAUACAUUUUCCAGAGUAGAGUCAAAAAUAUAGUCGAUACAGCUCCACAUCUCAGACUGUGUUUCAGGUGCACAUCAGAAAAGCCAUGGCACUCACAGGACUGUUCUUAUUUAAUGUGGACAGAAUCUCUCAAAAAUAACCCCACAUUGAAUAAGAUUACUCAUCUGUGAGAGCCAGAGUUUUUGUUUUCUUUGACACGUCCAAAACAAAUGUAAUCCUGGACAAGAUACGUUUCCCUGGAAACCCAAUCGACAGCGAGACAGGGCUGACUCUAAUAUAAUUUCCAAGAUUGUAACUAGUUUUUUGUGAAAAUAAGACGUUGUUCUUUGGUAGGAGGACGUGAAUAAAUCCAGUGAGCAACAAGAAAAAAUCCAAAGCACUCAUCUAAAAAAAAAAAAAAAAAAA
This is a messenger RNA of Etheostoma spectabile (orangethroat darter), 1996 nucleotides long. RefSeq names its product chemokine-like protein TAFA-5. The coding region runs from base 635 to 1012 and encodes 125 amino acids. The transcript is spliced from 4 exons. Gene Ontology annotation, biological process: G protein-coupled receptor signaling pathway. NCBI's taxonomy places the organism in Eukaryota, Metazoa, Chordata, Actinopteri, Perciformes, Percidae. Gene Ontology annotation, molecular function: receptor ligand activity; G protein-coupled receptor binding. The record is from RefSeq and is a predicted model, not a curated record.